CCUCCAUUUCUGCUUUUAACCUUAACCUUCACCUUCUCCCAAAACUACACGAAACAUAGAGAGAGAGAGAGAGAGCUUUGGCACAAUCUGCAUAAAGAUGUUAAACUAUGUGGCGAUGGUGUUGUUCGCCGUCAUUUUCCUCUCACUCUCCGACGCGAUCUCGAUCCCGUCGCCGAACAGAGAGAUCGAAACAAUGCUAGUACGAAACAGCUUAAUCGGAGAAGAAGAAGAUCUGAUGCCGUCGGAGAUAAGCCGGAGAGUUCUCAUGGCGCAUAAAAGGUACAUCGGAUACGAAACCCUAAGGAGAGACAUGGUUCCUUGUCAGAAACCAGGAGCUUCUUACUACGAUUGCCGAUCUGGACAAGCUAAUUCUUACAGCAGAGGUUGCGAAACCAUUACACGAUGUGCUAGAGACACAAGCGACAUCAACACCUGAGAAAACACUUGUUUGGUCCUUUUGUGUUCAAGAGGCAAGUAAAUUAAAAGGCUUUUU
Molecule: messenger RNA, 493 nt
Organism: Capsella rubella
Lineage: Eukaryota; Viridiplantae; Streptophyta; Magnoliopsida; Brassicales; Brassicaceae
Product: protein RALF-like 31
Exons: 1
Coding region: 98-436 (112 amino acids)
Source: RefSeq, a predicted model, not a curated record